AUGAUAUCAGUCCCAGGGUCUCGCGAGGGGGACAGGUUCGAGACCGCCCUGCGUGAGGUGGACGCCUCCGUCUGUCUGCCCUACUGGGACUCGACACUGGACGCAGAGCUGGAUGACCCGACCCUGUCGCCCCUGUGGACGUCAGAGUUCUUCGGUACGUCCCAGGGCCCGGUGGUGGAAGGACCCUUCGCCAACUGGGUCACACCAGAGGGCGUGCAGCUCAUGAGGAACGUGGGCUCGGACGGGGACCCGUUCACUUCCAGCGCUGUUGAGGAUAUCUUGUCGCGAGUCCGACACCAGGACAUCCUGACGUCAUCGGAAACUGAGCCCCGCUUUGACCUAGAGUUCCACCACGCCGCCGUGCAUGUGUUUUGCGGGGGCACCAUGGGACAAUUGGACACUGCGGCCUUUGACCCUAUCUUUUUCCUUCACCACUCCUUCGUGGACUACCUGUGGGAGUUAUUCAGGACCAACCUCCGCAGUCUCGGCGUCGACCCACAAGUCUACCCGGAUAUCGCCGAUAUGGACUCUCGCCACCACAGCACGGCGUCCACAGGAUUUGGCAACAUGACCCAGCUGGAUGGUUACAGCGACCUUAUCACGGAGACUUACGAGUAUGAGGCAGCCCCCAUUUGUACCUCUAGAUUCCCGGAGUGUGGAUCCAGGUGGAUCUCGCGUCGUCAAGGUAACCCCAAAACUUACAAGCGUUGCCGUGACGACGAGAGCGUGGGUCAAGUUUUCCUGUCCUCCAAGGGCAUUAACUAUGACGGUUACUACAAGGAAGCGGCCAUUGUGGACAACCGUCUGGCCGUCUCCAUCUCCAUGGGCUUCAUCAGCGUCAAGAAACCAACUAGGGGCAAAAUGGGCGUGACGAAGGCGCUGCUCCGUGCUCACGACUCGUGCGGCCGAGUCUGUCACGCUGCGUGCAAGGACCCUGUUUCCGGAGAGUACAAGGACUGUAGCGGUGCUGUGGCGAUAAGCAAUCAAGCUCCCAGGAUGUUCGGAGUCACCUACGACGACGCUGUGAUGAGCGUGUUCGAUUACGAGUUCAACAACGAUUGUCCGAGCUUCAAGACAGAGAACUUCUUCAUGACCUUCUACUGCGAUUACCACAACGAGUUUCCCUACGCCGAACAUUCGCACGGACCCGCACCAGCGCCCAUCAAGAAAGUUCCCCCGCCAAGACCUGUGCCGGUUGUUGUGCCCAGAUCUCAGACUGCAAAGAUCGAUCACAACGGCUGUACAGCUGCUAGGGUCAAGCGAUGUCAGGCUGUGAUCGGUAGGAUCCGCUAG
Aplysia californica (California sea hare) is the source of this 1293-nucleotide messenger RNA. Its product is annotated as putative tyrosinase-like protein tyr-3. The record is from RefSeq and is a predicted model, not a curated record. The transcript is spliced from 8 exons. Gene Ontology annotation, molecular function: oxidoreductase activity. Lineage: Eukaryota; Metazoa; Mollusca; Gastropoda; Aplysiida; Aplysiidae. Bases 1 to 1293 code for a protein of 430 amino acids.